Messenger RNA from Zasmidium cellare ATCC 36951, 1263 nucleotides. RefSeq lists its product as uncharacterized. NCBI's taxonomy places the organism in Eukaryota, Fungi, Ascomycota, Dothideomycetes, Mycosphaerellales, Mycosphaerellaceae. Gene Ontology annotation, biological process: phosphorylation; acetate metabolic process. Bases 1 to 1263 code for a protein of 420 amino acids. The record is from RefSeq and is a predicted model, not a curated record. The transcript has a single exon. Gene Ontology annotation, molecular function: acetate kinase activity.
AUGCCCCGAAUCAUCCUCGCCAUCAACGCGGGCAGCUCCUCAGUCAAAGUCUCUGUAUACGAUGCAUCUGCGUCAGAAGAACCCAAAGAACUGGCCGGCAUCCAAGUCUCCGGCCUCACCGCGCCUCCCGCAACGCUCAAAUACGACCGCGGCGACGAACACAUCAAAUCCCAAGAACUGCAGGACGUCAAAGGCCAAGAAGGCGCCUUCGACUACAUCCUCAAACACCUAACCGAAGACUCCGGCCUCGACGCCUUGAACCACCCCGACGACAUCGAAUUCGCCUGCCACCGCAUCGUCCACGGCGGCAACUACGACAAACCCGUCCGCAUCGACCGCGACACCUACCACCACCUAGAGAAACUCUCAGACCUCGCCCCACUGCACAACGCCGGCGCCCUCACCAUCGUCAAAGCCGUCCACGACAAGUGCCCCAAAGCCUCCAACAUCGCCUUCUUCGACUCCGCCUUCCACGCCACCAUCUCCGUGCCCGCACGAACCUACGCCAUCGACCAAACCAUCGCGACCCGCAACGGCCUGCGCAAAUAUGGCUUCCACGGCCUCUCCUACGCCUUCAUCACCCGCUCCGUCGCCGCACAACUCGCCAAACCGACCUCCCAAACCAACAUCAUCGCCCUGCACCUCGGCUCCGGCGCCUCCGCCUGCUGCAUCCAAAACGGCGAGUCCGAGGACACAUCCAUGGGCCUGACGCCCCUCGCGGGCCUCCCAGGCGCCACGCGCUCCGGCGACGUCGACCCCUCCCUCAUCUUCCACUUCACGCACGACGCCGGGAAACUCUCCCCGUCCUCCACCAAGGACAUGUCCAUCACGACCGCCGAAGAAAUCCUCAACAAGAAAUCCGGCUGGCAGGUCCUGACGGGGACCACCGACUUCGGCGUCAUCUCCUCCAAAGCGGCGCAGGGCGAUGAGAAGUGCAAACUCGCCUUCGACAUCCUCGUCGAUCGCCUUAUAGGUUUCGUCGGCAGCUAUUAUCUGAAACUAGGCGGGGACGUCGACGCGCUGGUUUUCGCGGGCGGGAUGGGCGAGAAGGGCGCGGCGUUGCGGAGGGCGGUGGUGGAGAAGGCGAGGUGUUUGGGGUUUGAGCUGGAUGAGGGGAAGAAUGAGAAGCCGGGGGAGGGGGUUGUGGUGAGUAUCGGGAAGGAAGGGAGUAGGCAUGGGAUUCUGGUGUGUGCGACGGAUGAGCAGGUGGAGAUGGCGACGCAGUGUGCGAGGGAUGCGGAGCAGCUCAAGGGGUCGGAGUGA